This is a messenger RNA of Trypanosoma grayi, 693 nucleotides long. RefSeq names its product ubiquitin-conjugating enzyme E2. The record is from RefSeq and is a predicted model, not a curated record. Lineage: Eukaryota; Euglenozoa; Kinetoplastea; Trypanosomatida; Trypanosomatidae. Bases 1 to 693 code for a protein of 230 amino acids. The transcript has a single exon.
AUGCCGGAGCAACCAACCCCACAGUGCGUGCGGCGGCUGCAAAAGGAGCUUUAUGCCUUGAAGAAGGAACCAAAACCCUUCUGUCUCACCACUCCUUCAUCGAGGAGCAUCUUACUAUGGUACUUCAUUCUAAGUGGCCCAGCAGAUACGCCCUACGAGGGUGGUCGAUACUUUGGAAAGCUGGUUUUCCCUCCCAAUUAUCCACUUAAACCGCCUGAUAUUUUUUUUCUAACGCCCAACGGACGUUUCAAGACGGACACAAGCAUUUGCCUCAGUAUGAGUAGCUACCAUCCGGAGGAAUGGAGUCCUUUGUGGGGAGUGGGCACGAUUCUAACCGGUUUGCUUUCCUUUAUGAUUGAAGAUGAGCCAACCACAGGGGGAGUGGUUUGCAGCCUGGAGAAGCGAAAGAGGUAUGCUCGCGAAAGUUGCCGCUAUAAUGUGGAGCAAAUGUCAAUCUACAAGGAUGUGUUCCCUGAAGAGUACCAAAAGGACUUGGACUCACUGAAGCAACUGGAGGAGAAUGGGGGUGAUGGCCGUCUCUCCGGCAUCAAUGCGGGCGCGAGUGGCAACCGUGUUGAGGUUGAAUGUGGAGAGAAAAUAGCACAAGAUGGUGGUGCGCAGUGGUUUGGGCUGACCGCAGCUCUUCUGACGCUCCUUGCAAUGGCAUUGGGUGUUUUCCUUUCGAGACGCUGA